UACUAUGAAAUAAAAUAGCAUUCACGAGCACACACUCGCCGAGCUCGGUCAGUACACUCAUUGGCUCGACUCGUGCGCGGAGCAUCGUAUUAUGGUAAUAUAAAUUGACCAACCGUAGAGCAAAUUUGGUUAGUUCGUUAAAGUUGAUUAAAGCCAUUUAACCGGGACGGAGACGACGAAACGUACGCGAACGUCGAUCCCGAGGGCUAGACUAAACGAACUUCAAUUGUUUAAUAUCGGAGUCGAUAAUUCGAUCGCGAGGGCUGUCGCAGCCCGGAGAAGCGCGGCACGGCGGCAGGUAGCGGGUAGCGCGACGGAGCCGAGCGAGGCAGGCGCGGAGGUAGCGGGUAGCGCGCCCGCCGCCGCCGGCUACAUGUACGUGUGCGGGGACGGCGCCGGGCCGCGGUACGAGUGCGCCUUCGACGGCGGCGCCAUGGAGCAGCCGACCUUCGAGGAGCACAUGUUCGGGGAGUUCGGCAAGGAGCGGCAGGUGCAGGUGGUGGUGGGCGCGGGCGGCGAGCUGCAGUACCGCGACGAGCUGCCGGUGUUCGCUCCCGACAAGCGCAAGGACGAGCCGCUGCUACUGCAAGCCGUGGACGCGCCGCCACUUGCCACACCGCACCCGCCGCCCACAACCACCACUUCCAAGAAGAGCGACAAGAAGAAAGGUGACAACAAUGGGAUCAAGAAAAAGAAAACAAGAACAACAUUCACGGCUUAUCAACUGGAGGAGUUAGAAAGGGCGUUCGAGCGCGCCCCAUACCCCGAUGUGUUUGCAAGAGAAGAACUAGCUGUGAAGUUAAAUCUUUCCGAAUCACGAGUUCAGGUAUGGUUCCAAAAUAGAAGAGCAAAAUGGCGCAAACGCGAGCCACCUCGCAAGACUGGCUACAUCGGAUCUAGUUCACCAAGCUCAACCACAUUAAGCGGUGGCUUCUCAGGCAUCGGAGGUAACUUACCGCCUUUCCCCCAAAAUGGUUUGCCAGCUCCAGCGGAUUCCUGGUCCUACCAACACUCAUACGAGCUGUCUUCCCAUCACCUGCUCUCUUCUGGGAGCAGCGGGUACCCUGGAUUCAAUACUCAACCAGCCUAUUCAUAUACCACGGUACUGAACGGACACGAUGGCCAAAUGUUCGCUCCUCGGCACUCUUACGAGUACGGUGAAGGCAGUCCGCCUCCGCUCGGAGUGAGAGAUUAUCCCAUGAUAGCAGCUCACUCGCCACACAUGGAAACGCACGGGCACGAUGAUAAGUUGGAAUACAGAACCCACGAACACGAGGAUAAAUACUCAGCGUGCGCGUUACAAGAGGAACCUCCUCGAUACGCGCCUCCCGAGGACUAUGAGAAGUGUGGGAUGGUCCCUCACGACAAACACUACGAAAUCGACCGUCAUUCUGACAUGUCCCAACCCGUGGUAGUGAAAAUGGAGCCCAGUUCCGGACAGCCGUAUACGUCACUGCCCCCUUUUUUGAAUUGAAAUACUCCUUUUCGAAAUUAUCAUAGCGUUUAGAUCAAUUUCGAAAAGGAGUAUUUAAUAAGAGUAGUAUGUUUUUUUACUUAGUUAAGUAAGUGUGCGGUUAGUUAAGUUUGCAGGUGUGUUAUGUUAGAUGUACGUAUGUCUAUGUAUUACUUAAUUUUAAGACUUAAGCAAAUGUUAUCAAAGCAUUGUUAAAAUUAGCUUAGAAAAGAUAGGGGUAUCUGAUCUAGUUUAGAUAUACUCGUAGGUAUAAUUUAUUUUCGUAGUUAAAUAUUCAAAAGUAAAAGUUUAACAUUAAAAACUGACAUUGGUUUCUUAAUAAAUUUUCUUUUAUUCUUUACAAGUUAGCUCUUGACUACAGUCUUGACUACAGUCUUACCUGAUGGUAAGUGAUGAUGCAAUCUAAGAUGGAAGCGGGCUAACUUGUUAGAAGGAGGAAAAUCUACACCCCUUUCGGUUUCUAAAUAUAGACAACGGUGCCUGUUUUGUUAUAAAAUAUGUAGUGUUUAUGAAAGGACUCGUGUAUACGAGUAUAUUGUUUAUACUUUAAAACCAGGAAUAAUGGAACGGUUUUUAAAGGAAGAUAUUUUUUUAAACGCUUAUUCAAAUACCGUACCUAAAUGCGAAAGUAGUCUUGGAAUAGUAUAUUUUUCUAAUAACCUCUUGUAAAUGAAACUUUUUUAGGAUUUUGAAAAUCCGAAUUAGCUAGUUAAGUUUUCUACUCGUGCAUUCCUCGUGCCUUAUUGUAUUAUAGAAUUAUAGUGUGCAAAUUAUUAUUGCUUAGGUAUAUAUCAGGUAGAUACUCGUAUAUUGGGUUGGGAAUUAGAUUUUUACUCAAAUACGUAUUUAUAUUUCUUGAUAUCUUAUCUAUUGGAAAGUGCAUAAUUAAGGUAUUCAGUGUUUUCUGAUAUUUUUAGGCAGGUAAAGUUAUAUAUUGUACAUAUUUCCAAAAUUAAGUGUAUGUAAAUUUUUUACAUUAUAUUUUACAUUACAAUUAUAUUUACGUAGAUACGUAGGUACGACCUCAAAAAGUUAAAAGGUGUUGUGGGGAAAUUACGAAGACGAGGUAAUUCUGUUUCUGAAUAUCUAAGAAUAAAAUCUUUGGAUUAAAAAAAAUAUUCAAUAUGUCGUUUUUUGUAUUUCUAACUUUAGUGGAUCUACUAAUGGCAAAUAGAUUUACACAAAAAGUAUUUUUCCGGAUUUCCGCAUCUUCGUUAGGUAUUACCCCAUAGCAUCUCGUUACUUAAAAAUUGUUUAUUCAACUGUGUUGAACUUUACUUGAAGGACCAAAUCGUAACUAUACUCGUAUAACUUGUUGCAUUUUGUAAAUAUUUUAAGUAUGUGAAUUUAUGUGCCAAAUAAUAUGUAGGAAAGAGGUAUUUGAAACUUGUUACAGUACCUCGGUAUUGUUAAUAGAUUUAAAUAGGCAAUUUAGUAAUAAAGUUCAUAUUUUUAGUAGGUAGAUUCAACUUUAGAAUAAUCAUUGCAUUUUGAUGAUACUUCUUCUGCAGAACUCAUUUACUUCAUUACAAUUUUAUUUUAUUUAUUUAAUACUCUUUAUUUGUACACCACAAAAAAUAAAAGAAAACAGGCAAAACAGAAACAUAAGAAAAAGUAGAAUACAAAAGGCGGCGUUAUCGCUUAGUAGCGAUCUCUUCCAGGCAACCUUACAAUGUCUUGUCACUAGCGUUUUGAAUUUCACCUAUUUGUAUUUCAGAUGAGUUUUUCGUUAACUAAAUGUCUCUCGGGAGGGUAUAGAACCGUCAGGCUAAUUCACUAACUUUGACGUAUUGUAGUUGAUAUAUACUUACUCAUACGAAAUUGAGAUUUUAAGUAAUAAAUGUCAUCUGGUGCCUACUGACAACCUUUCGUGGAUAUCAUACAGUAGGAAGAUGACAUUUCUCGGUUGAUUCGAUGUUUAUUUAGGUUGUUAAUAAAUACCAAAUUAGUGAAUAGGCCUGUAGUCACGAGGCAUGUCGACUCCUUUCUACAAACGCAAACGCUGCAAAAACUAAAAUAUGUAUGGGAAUGACAGAUCUCACGUGAUACGUCGUUAAUAAAUGUCAUUCCCAUACAUUUUUUAAUUUAAAACAUUUGUUGGGUAAUUCUAGCGGCGUGCAUAAGGUUUUUAACUAUGGUAGGCAUUAUAAAUACUAUAAGUACAAUAAAAAAUUCCAUCUCAAGUCUUCAGUGAAGGUCUGUAUCUAGGCACGCCACUGGGUGAUUGUAUUUAAGUUUUUAAAAAAAAAUACUCAAAUAAAUAAUUUUGACCAAUUUUAAAAAUUAUAAAUCAAUUGCCGCACCAUGUGGACGUUCAUCAAUUUAGAACGGCUGGACCGAUAUUGAUGAUAUUUUCAAGUAUUGAAGUGGGUAUUUGCAUGAUUUAUGGAUGAAAUUGAAUCCAAUAGGAGAUUUUUUGCCAAGCUUACAGCGAUAUUAUAAAAGAAAACCAAAGACAAUUUGAAAUGAUAAUAGAUAAUAAUAGACAAUCUUGGACUUUGUACAAGAAAUUCUAAAAAAAGAACUAUUUACAACAGCAGGGUAACUUACUACUACUACAAAGAACAUGUAUUUAUUUUUGCGAUUUUACUAUAAUAUAUUGUUAAGUUAAUUACGUAUUUGUUAAGAUAGUACAUCUAAGAGAACGCAUGACAAUUGUAAAUUAAGUUUUUAUAAGCAAUAUCAUAGAAUAUAAUUUUUGAGAAUAAUAAUAAUACGAUGUGCUUA
Molecule: messenger RNA, 4201 nt
Organism: Bicyclus anynana (squinting bush brown)
Lineage: Eukaryota; Metazoa; Arthropoda; Insecta; Lepidoptera; Nymphalidae
Product: homeobox protein aristaless-like 3
Exons: 3
Coding region: 374-1474 (366 amino acids)
Biological process (GO): regulation of transcription by RNA polymerase II
Molecular function (GO): RNA polymerase II transcription regulatory region sequence-specific DNA binding; DNA-binding transcription factor activity, RNA polymerase II-specific
Source: RefSeq, a predicted model, not a curated record